Molecule: messenger RNA, 15288 nt
Organism: Leishmania major strain Friedlin
Lineage: Eukaryota; Euglenozoa; Kinetoplastea; Trypanosomatida; Trypanosomatidae
Exons: 1
Coding region: 1-15288 (5095 amino acids)
Source: RefSeq, a predicted model, not a curated record
AUGCAGUCCCUCACGGAGCGUGACUUCGGCCUUGUGGAGAAGCUGCUCAAUGUUAUCCGCCCUCUGCUCGAGUACGGCAAGGUACACAGGUGCCAUGAGCGAUCUGCAGACGCCAUGGCGGUCGUCUCUAGUGACUCUGCAGUUGCAACGGUGGUAGCCCCAUCGGACGUGCUCCGCGAGCACCAAAACCAACAAGGAGCCGGCGGCUCUGCCGCGCCGCUGCCGGCAGACAGUGCCGGUGGUGCCAGCACCGGCAUGUCAGAGAGGCGAAUGUGGACAGAGCUCGCGUUUCUAAUGAGUCGUGUCGUCAUUGCACAGAAGCUGUUUCUAAUGUCGUACGUCACAAGCGACCCAGGUCUUAUGUUGACGGAGCUAUCUCGCAUGCUUCUGGCCUUCGUCCAUGAGAGCUGCACCGCCGUCGCGGGGAGUGGGAAGGAGGCCAGGAUGCGCCACGUUGCCCUGCUCGCGCAGGAUCGCCUGAUCUUCCUCCUCCGAGUAUUCUGCUCUCUCAAGAACUGCACUGCUAUGCUUGGAGACACGGGCGACUGCGACAAUGCCGGCGCGGCGCUGAAGGUGUACGACGCGAUCUGCGACCAGGUCGUCUCUGGCCAACAUUUAGCGUGGAUGUCGCAGAUCUACGUUUGGUUCUGUGACGAGGCAGCGCGGCUAGCCCGCAGCGGAGGUGCGAUUCCCAGCGCCUAUGUUGACGCCACUCACGACGCACUGCGUUGCAUCUUGGGCUGCUGCACUGAUCACGAGGGUUGUGCCAAGGCGUUUCUUUACUCGGAGCCGGUAGCAUGUGUCGCGUACAUGUUCUACGGACUCAAGCUGCGCAUCUCAGAAGGCGAUCUUCUACGGCCGUACGAGGACGAGCACCCCAUCGUGGAGAACGCCAAAGGCACGGCCGCUGACGCCUCUGCACGGCAGACAAGUUCAACGAUCACAGUCAGCGAUAGCCGCAGUGACGGCAACCGUCUCGGAGUCACCGUCCGUGAUGAGCUGGAGCGAACGGUGAUGCCGGCGAGCCCGAUCCCACAGCGGCCGCCUGGCGGAGGUCAACUCAAAACACGUUACUUCACCCCACUCACGGCUUCGUUUACACGGCAGCAGCAGCAGCAGCAGCAGAUGCCGAGAGUGGGCACAGGCGACUCUGCAAGCAGCGCCUCCGUCGCCUCGCUGGUGUGCCCGACUAACUCUUCUACCGCAGCUAGCAUCGUGAGCACGUCGUGGGCGUUUGAUCUACCAGAGCUGUCACGGCCACAGCUGAAGACGCUUCUGCUUGGUGGGCGUGAGAGCGCCUUUGACUCGCUUGUCUUCGCUGCCCUUGACGUCGUCGUCGAGGUAAUGCGCGUGACACGAGACUACGAGCACUGGAUGGUGCUCUCCACCGUCAGCAAUCUGCUGCUUCUCAGCAAGAAAAGCAUCGAGGUCCGCGACGCGGCGGCAGCGUUAUCGUUGGGGUCCAGCUCCGCGAGCGCCUCGGAAGUGUCGCUACCGCUGUCACGGGUAGUGGCAAUGUAUGAAAACAUCGUGGUGCUGUUCCAGCUGCUGUUCUCAGUGAUGGAAGGGAUCGGCUUCGAAAAGUCGGCGCGAUCCGCGUUGAGCGCCUCUUCCGCGCCUGCGACUGCAAUUCACGGCGGGACUGAGAAAGAGGCGAAGAAAGGGAACAGGAAGGGCACGCCACCGCACCCAGGCUCAUCCUUUCUGAGCGGUGGACCGUCGCCGUCCACGCAGCCCCGUGGAGCACGCAUCUCUACCACAGUUAUGGGUGAGGUGGGCCAGCUUCCGGCCACUACGACGGUGGAGAACAGCGACAAGGUCGACGCAGUGGACACUGCGCAGAUGCGGGAGCACAUAGCACAACAAAUAGUGCGCAUGGUUCUGCAGACCGACGUGCACGCGGUGUUCGCGGCGACGAAGCGUGUGCUGGAAUGCGACCGGACGCUGUUUCGUGUAUUGCACUCCUUCUGCAUGCUUGAUGCGCGAUCGGCUGAGCACGCAAUGUCCAGGAAACGGUGCCGCAAGCGCAGUUCUGGCGCUGCCGCGACUGAGGGUCAUCGAAAGCGCCGUCUCAGCGCACCCAAGGCGGCGGACACGACCGCGCACUACCGAGGCAUCGCUGCUGGCAACACGGGGAGCGCACUCCACAACCCAAUCAUAUCCCCGACUGGCACAGCAGCGGCAGGUGGCCACACCUGCGAGGGUGGGAGUGGGUGUGAGCUGGUGUUCGACGCCGGCUACAGAUUCUUCGUCACCUCGAACUUUGGAGACCUGCGUCACAUCGCAAGCGAUGUCGGAUGCAGCAAAACUCUUGAUGGUGGCCUGGCCGAGAACGCCGAUAGCCGCAGCUCCUUUCGCAUCGGUAUGGGAACUUGCAGUGUCCGCGAAAGCGGGAUGGGCGACUCCGGCACCAUUGCCCCGUUCUCUACGGAGCCGCUUCUCGGCAGCGCCUUUGCGACCCCGCAGCGGCACGGCCAGCGGCUCUCGAAUCUGCAGCACCCUGGGCGGAGCGAAGAGAGCGGCGGCAACAAAAAAACAGUCGCCGGUGGCGGCGGCAGCUUUGCCAAAGCCUUCUUGAAGUCCUUCUUUGGCAAUCGACAUGCUGGCAGCGGCGCUGUCGCUCUCAAGCGCGCCGUGGCGCACGAAGGCAGCGACGACAACGCGGAGCAGGGCUCGUCGAGCGGCUCGUCGAGGUCCUCCUCCUGCUCCUCGUGCGCCGAGAGCAAAGCAGGCGGCAGUGGCAGCCGCAGCGACAGUGGCGCCAGCGACGACAGCGAUCUUCUCAGUAGUGCAAGGGGGCUGCUCCACGGUAGUGUCGUUGGCUCACUACUCUCGACGCGCAGCUUUGGCGUGAGUGGCAGCCACUCUCCAGGGUGGCAACGUGGCAGCGACAGCCGCCAUGCACUGAAAGGCGGCACCCAACACCGUCAUCACCGACGCAAGUGCAAAAUGAGGUCAGCAUACUCGGCGUGGCGCGACGUGCCUUCGUACACGGCUCUUGCGAGAGAACUCGUUCGCAUCUUCAACCUCGUGCUGGCAGACACCGAGUUGAGUGUAGACGUCCGUAUCGGUGCCGGGCUGCUUCUCCCAAGCAUUGUGCUGCGUGACAUCCCAGUUUUUCGCCUCUACGAGGGUCGCGUACUCAUUCGCAACUACUUGAACCUGCUCCUGCACGAGCUGCAUUACAACAUCAAGCUGCGUGGGGUGUCGGCGACUGCGGCGGCAGAUCGCGAAGGCCUGCCGCGCGCACACGUUGACGGUGCGCAGGAGCAGCCGCAGAGCGUGUCAGACAUCGCUGAGACGACCGCGUCGGUGCCACUGCAGCGUGCGCAGGCGAGCAGCAGCAGCAUGAUGAGCGGCCGUGCGCACCUGACGCAGCGGGAGCUCAUCGCCUUCGCGCCGAAGGUUAUCGAGACGCUUGAGCGGACCUUUAAAGUACUCGGUGUGAUACCGCUGACGAGCGACGUGGCCUCGAUAACGGAGCUGCUGCUCUACUUUUACUGCGCCGACGGCGUUGCCCCGCUCGGCGUCGCCCUCGAGCGCUCCUUCACACGCGUUGUUGUCCUGUGGCUCAUCGGUCUUGUUGGCGCGCAGUGUGACGAAGACAUCGACCGGCACGCGAUGGAGGUGCUGCUGCACCUCAUGAGGCGCGCUGUGGCCCGGGGGUCGCUACCGAAGGACAGCAGCACGACACUCAUGGUAACUCCCUUCGGCGCCGCCACGGUGGUUCAAAGCAGCAACGCCGCUGGCGUCGCAGUGCCGGGCGGCCCGACGGUGGCUGCGACACGUCUCUCUGCGGACUGGGCCAAUGCGCGCAGCACGGCACGGCCUGCCGCGGCCAACAGCGCCGCUGGAGUGAUACCCUCGUCAUUUGCGACGCCGUCGACCACGAACACCACGCGCUUGGCAGCGGCAGCAACGGAGGUGGGAGUGCCGACAGCCGCAGCAAGGUCUAUGCUGCGUGGUGGCUCGCAGCUGCAGAGCAGCGGCAUCGGCCUCAACGCCGCCGAGCAGGCCGCCGAGGCGGACCUGUGUGGCUGCACUUUCAACAAGUCCUUCUUGGGCUCAGCUGAGUUCGGUGGCAUCACGACGGCAUUAGGCAUCGAGGGCGGCUCGGGGGAGUGCAGCAGCACCGUCGAGGCACUCAGCUCUGUGUUUCGCGUGCUGCUCGGCCGCUCGCAAGACUUGCUCUCCCCUGCCGGGCUGGCCACAGUGCUCUCCCUCUUCACGAGCCGCGACAGCAACCUGUCGCGACUCGGACGCGAGUGCAUGAUACGCUCCCUGGAGAUUCCAUCCGUGUACCCGCUGUACGCUGACGUGAUUCUGGACAGCGAUACCUUCUUACUCACACAGACGCUUUCGAUGCUAUCGACGUACUUGACCUCGGCAGCGCUGACGCCGGUGACUCGGCGAGACAGGCGGCUGUGGAUGCAGCGCUGCGGCUGCGUCGAUGCGGUCAUACGCGUACUCGUGCGCGUGCUUGACUCACCUCCGUCGACGCCGAACUUUAUGAAGGUAAUACCGCACCUCUUUCAGUUUCUCUCUGCCUUCGAGUCGGGCGAAAGCAAGCCGGCACAGCUGUCGAGCACGAACUUCAUCGCGAGUGUCGCGGAGCGGCUGGAGAAGUUGGAGGGCAUGGAGUACUUCAUCAUCGUCACCCAGGCGGUUCUGGACGCCUCCAUGGGCACCUACGGCAGUGUCGAUGACGGCUACGCGAGCGCAGGCGGGCCCGGAGCACACUACACAAAGAUGCAGGUCAUCGGCAGCUUCCGCGUCGCCGUAUACAACUGCGCGGCUGAAAAGCCCAUCUUCCUGGAUCUGCUUCCGUCGCUGCUGACCUUUGCCAAGAGCCACAGCGACCAGCUCUUCACAAACCUUGUCGAGGUCCUCCUUCAUAUUCUGGAGUGCACGAGCGUUGUCCACUCCAAACGGCUUGCCGACUUCGCUCUUGAUCAUGGACUGUCUCAAAUGCUUCCCUACCUGGAGCUGUCGGGACGCGACGUGGAGGAGCGACUGCCCUUCACCGGCACCGCAGCGGACCUGUAUCGAUUCUGGCAACCGAUUUUGCUGCGUGCGCCGCACCGCAGCAGGCUCCGUUUCACGUCGCACGGCGGCGUGCAGGUUAGCGUGGGGCUGUGGCCGGACACGGGAUUCACCAUUUCAGCCUGGUUCAAGUUUGACCGGCUGUACCUCACAAUUCCGUUGUUCGAGUUUCAUGGUGUCGUCAGCGAUGGCAGCAGCGCCACUGCUCCGCUGCGCGGCUCGAGCAUGGCCGCCUCCCUCUUUCUCUUUGGCGGGGACAGCAUGCAGCUGACCAUCAACGAUGGACGGCGCGUCACGAUCAACGAGAGCCAGGCGCUGCAGAACUUCAGCCCGCAGACGUGGGUGCACGUCUGUGCCGUCCUGCACACGACGCACGUCUUGGAUGUCUACGUCAGCGGCUUCAAGGCGGGCACAACAGCGUUCCCGUACUUCGCCGCAGGUGCGGAGGUGCGCGUGAACGUCGGCUUCACGGAUGGCGUGCCCCACUACGCCACGUCGCGGGGCACUGACGCUUCGCCGCUCUUUUCGAUGGGCGACAUUGCGCUCUGGGCGCAGUCGCUGAGCCGAUCGCAGGUGGAGGCGGAGCUGGGGAGCGGUGAUGGCACUCGGUGCGGGACAAUGAGUGGUGGAUGUCCGAACACUUUUCCUGCCAAGAUACUGAAGGAGGGCAUUCCUCGAGAAAUGACGCUGUUUCGCCACAUGGGCGUUGGCGGCGGCGCUCCACUGCUUGGCUCCGCCAGCAGCACGCUCAAUCUAAGCGUCGGCGGACUGGGAACGCUGAUGAACCCGAAGUCGCAGUCCACCGGUCCCAGCGGCAUGGCUGGACUCUCGCCUGGGCCGGUCAGCAGCAUCACCGCAGGUGUGGGUAGCGACUUCAAGGACGACAAGGCCCCUGGCUGUGGUGGCGCGUGGUCAGCCUCUGCCGCGCGCAUGGCCCGCUUUGUGCCGUUCGAGAACGAGGACGACAUGCUGCGGAAUGUGCUCGCCUACCCAACCGGCUUCCCGGUAAUCGCGAAGCUCGUUGGCCGCUACGCGACCCCGCCCAAAACGUGGGUGGACUACCCGUUACUGUGGGCGUCCCGCGGCGGGAUUGUGCGUAUGCUGGACUGGAUGCACCUUGUCACAUCCUCGGCGCAGCUGGAGGGCCUCCUGAAGCUCAUUCUAGAGUGUGUGCGGCGCACCACGCUCGCGGUCACGCUCGACCCGCGCACCUACGUGCUCUUGACCCACAUUCUGACGAAUGACGUUGCCCGCUACAUGACGAAAACCGCAUGCAACCAGCUCCUCGAGCUCGCCUCCGCGCACAUCAACAUCUUCGACGAAGAGCACCGGGUGGUCAUCAACCGGCUCGUCUUUGAGCACAUUCUGAGCGAUGUCGGCCUCUACGCUGCGCUGCGGCGAGACGCGGCGUUGCACCUUUUGCAGCGUGUGCGGGGACUCUUUCACACGUCGCAGUGUCGGUACGCGAAGCACAACGCGCGCUUUGUGUCGCCGUAUCGCUUCCUCGAUCGACUACUGCACAGCCUCGUCGGGGUGGCCGCGCGAAUAUCGUUGCGGCUGCGCCGUGCCGUGGUCCAGGUAGCCCAACAAGUUGUUGCGGCAUGUGACAUGGAGGAUGGGCUGGUGCAGAUAUUCAUCUCCCUCAUCGCCUUGCUGACGCCGGAGGAGGUGACGGUGAGCAGCCGGCGCAACACGCAGGUCAAGGUUGAGGUGCCGGGAAUGGGGUCCCUGACACGCGGAACCGAGAUUCCGCUGCGCACGGCGAAUCACUUGACUACGCUGCUGCUGUCGAGCUUGGUGGAGUGCUGCUCGCAAAGCCUCUGCGUCUCGGCGUUGUCGCGCACGAUCGACCUGCCGUGGUACGCGAUGUGCAUGUCGCGCUAUGCCGACCCGGCGGCGGUGGUAUACGCGACGCACAUCUUCUUCGAGGCCGUCCAGCACAACCCGGCGCUGCAGGAGGAGGUCACACAGCAUCAGUCCGCUGUCGUCGAAGUGCUGACGGAGCACGCGGUGCACGAAGACCUCAUUCUGCUGCUGCUCGCGCUCACAGUGGGUGCCACUCGCGACAUUGACCUCCUUUCUAGCAAGCACUCACUGCGGCAGCAGCUGGACAGUCUGCUGAGCACCUGCAGCCCUGAGCCGAACGCGCUCGUUGCACCUAUUUUUGUACAACUCCUCGUCAUUCACCUGCACCGUAUUGUGCAGUCGCCGUGGCGGCAUCUUAUGAAGGCACAAGCGGUGCUGCAGGACGAGCAGAGGCUCCCGUGCCGCGUCCGGCGCUACUUUAGCCUGGUGCGCGUGUGUAGUCGGCUCAUGAUCCUCAUCAGGGUGCGCAGAUACCGCGCACUCCUGAACGGCAACCGCUUCCCUGAAGCCGGCGCCUACUCCGUCGAAACGCCCAUUCUCAGCCCUGCUCACCACCCGCAGUGGCGCAGCAGUGGAGCCGUGAGCGGCAACAGCCAGAACGUGAGCUUCGCGUGCAACAGGGGAGCAGGGGUCAACACUGGCGUCGCCAGCACUGGGGGACUGGCAAACGGGUCUUUCGUCUCCGGCUGCCACAGUCGCGCGCCGCCAGAUCCCUUGUCGAUCAAUUCAGUCAGUGCUGGCGCCGCAAUCGGCGUGUGCAGUGGCGAGGACAAUGGUGCGGCGACUAGCGUAGCGUCACCAACGCCUCGGUCGCAGUCGCUGCGUGACGCGCGCGAGUUUCGGUGCAGCGACACUGGUGGUUGUGGCGGUGACGGCUACAGAGAGGAGACUGAUCCACCGCUGGAUCAAGCGCCCUUCGACGAUAUUGCAGGCCUUCACCGUCCUCUGGUGCUGCCCGCUUCCGUGUUCAACAUCCGUGGCGAUGACCACAGCAGCAGCAGCAGCGCCGUUGGUUCUGGCGACGUUUCACAGUGGAAACCGCCGGUGCUGCUGCCAGAAAUGUGGGCCGGUCUACCACGCUCGCUGCCCCCUACGACAGCAAGGAUGUCGGCCCGUUUGACACCGCAGGCGUCAGCAACGGCAGCAACACACAGGCUUGCCGCCGCAGCAUCGUCGUCGACGAGCGCAGUGGGCGGAAACGACGCCGAUGAUGUUUUCAGGCGAGUGUGCCAGGUCCCCGCCGCACACGUCGUAUCCCAGGUGAGUGCGUACCCGAUGCAGCACCACCUACGCUUAGAGGCGCGUGGCGCCGACAACUGCGGUGGUGGCGAUGGCGCGGCGGCCUCGAUGGUGGCCUCCGUGAAGGUGGGCAAUGCCCAUUUGAAGGAGAUGCCCGCAUGGCGCGUGCACUCGCGCAAGCACCGGCGCGCUUUUUCAGCGCUGCGCGUUUCUGUGCUGCUAUGGUUGCCGCUGCAGGUGAAGCGGUGCCGAUGGGCGUCCAAACCUCACUCACUUCCGUACGAGGAGGACUUGAGCCGUCGCCACGCCGGGACGCUGUUCUGCAUCCGUAUGUUGCACCGUUUUGCGUCCAUGUCGAACUACUUUUAUCUGCUCGUGAAUUCACCAAUGCAGACGGCGGCGCUGAGCUCGCUGGUGGCGUACAUCUCGCGCGCCAUGCUGCUGGAGCAGCUGGACAUGUGGGAUCAGAUGGUCCGCUCGAUGGUGGUUGCGCCGGCGCGAGAGUCUGCGGUAGUGACGGCGACGGCGCCGGCGACGGUUGCAGAUGUGCCUCAGCCGCAGCAGCAGGAGAAAGAGACACCCGUGUCACCGACUGCGAGCCAACCAGCGGACGACGGCAUCGAGCCUGCGGAAGGCGCGGAUGGGGAUUGGGAGGGGGUGGAGGCGGUGUCGGAUGAUUACACAGGCUCAGCUUCGCUCGAUGCAACACCGCGCGUGUUGAGCACUGACCCGGUAAUGGUCAACGCGACAAAGCCGAUCGCGUCUCAUCACAGCCGGAGCAGCAACAGCAGCACGGAUGCCGGCAGCGUCGGCCGAGGCCGUGCACAAAAAGGCGAUGAGGUCGAGCUAGCAUCCGCACUGCCGCUGUCAAGCCUGCCAGAGACACUGCUGCGACCCCUUACCUGCCCCAGCUCCAUGAUGUUCCGCAGUGCAGGAUCGUCAUCGGCGCAGCUGGACAAGAUGACGGUAUUGGAGUCACCCCAUCCCAGCUUAACGCUCUGCAGCGAGGAGCUGGACGACGCGGACGUAGCGAGCGCCGCAGCCCAGCCCCGGUGUCGCGUGACCGUCGAGGAUGGCGACGGGAGCAGCGUUACGAACGGUUCCUUCGACGUCGUGGGGCUGCCGCUCAUCCAGCCGACUGAUGAGCAGCCGAAGCACCGCAGGGAGCUACCGCUGCGGCCUCAGUCACUGCAGCAGCGCGGGAAGGCGCUGCCGCCGCACACAUACACGGAAACCCAGGCUGAUGAGAUAGGCAGUAGCGCCACCGCCAGAGCUGCAGCAAGCGUCAGAGGGAUAACACCGACAGCGGCGCCAACGGCAACAGCGGCGGCAGUGGAGCCGGAUGAUUCGAAUACGGACUCGGUGGUGAAACCAGAUGCAACUGGCAACUGUGACGACGAUGAUGGCACCUCCUCCGUGUCGUCUGCGGCAGCCUCGUUGUCUAGCCACAGCUCCACGGUGUCGACUAGCUUGAUUCCUACAUCAGCCUCGUCGAACCUGCCCUCCACUGCCUUGGACGCGAAGAAGGCGGUCUCCACCCCACUCGUGUCGUUCUCGAAUCUGCCGGGCGUGCCUGCCCCCCUGCGCUGUCACGGCCUCUCCGAUGUGUACGCCAUGAACAUCGCAAGCAUCAUCGAGUCCGUGGGUGAAGUGGUGCGCCGCGAUGCCGUUAGCAUCCUCCGCGCCUUGAUCCGGUCUUCCCUCGACACGCUGCCAAUGCCGAACUGGAUCGGCGGCCCCGCCUACGGCUCGUGCGGUGGGCUUCUCUUUCAGCUUCUCUUUAACAUCUCCGCCAAGGCAGCUGCUGCUGGCGACUCGACGACGACACUCGUGCGCUACUUUUUGCUGUGCGUCGGCAACGCGGUCAAGGAGCAGAGAGACCGGGAUCUCAUGCAGGCCCCGAACCACGAUCAGACACUUUCAUCGUCGAAAGGGGAUGUCUCCGCUAAGACACCGAUGACCGGGCUCAGCGGAUCGCCGCUUGGUACAUUAACAGUGGGCAGGCAUGCACCGAGCAGCACUGCAUCGCCGCUGCUGCUGGGGUGCCGGACUUCGACUUUCUCAGAAGCGCCCGGGUCGACCACCACUGUCGGCGCAGGAGCGUCGCUGUUUGGCAACGCCGGGGGGCUUUCCGCGAACGUGCCUCUAGCAUCUGCCGCCGUCCUCGUGACAGGCGUGCCGCCAUCUACGGUCUCCUCCUCCACGGCCGAACGCCCUUUUCCCAUCGGCGCUGUUGGUAUUGGAGGCGGUGACGAUGGAGGUGGGUGUUCUCCCCAGCACGGUGACGCACCUCUGUCGCCGGCGCGGUACCAUGUACCACUGUCGCAGGGCUUGCGCGGCACUAUGAGUGCUGAGCCUGGAAACGCACAGCAUCAAAGUAGAAGCAGCAGCGCGACCACGGCUACCGGUGCCUGCUCGGACGUGUUUCUGUUCAAUGUAAGUCAUUUCACAGACUUGAUUGUGGACAUGCUCGCUAUCCAGGUGCUCGACCUCCCGAUGACGACGCACUUCUUCUUGACCCUGCUCGUGCUGUGCCAGGGGUGGCCGAAUCGGUACGUGGAUCAGCUCAGCUGGCAGGUGAUGCGGGCGUGCAUCGCGGUUCUGAAUCGGCCAUCAACGCAGGACGCCAGCGUCAGCCUAAUCGAGAGCGUCUACACGCUGUCGACCCUGGUGCUGCGUCGCGGGUGGAAGCACAAGGGGGUCUUGGAGUCGCUGCUGCGAGUGCUGUACCGCGUCUUUGUGUCGCUCCCACCGGCGUGGAUGCCGGACGCCGACGCGCGCCACCGCAAGCGUCUCAUUACGCUCAUCUUUCGCCACCUUGUGCGAACCUACGUCGGCACGAAGGAACUGGAGAAGGCGCUGACGGUGCGCACGCUGACGCAGCGCCUGUCUCUCUACGACGACUUCCGCAUGGUUUUCUCUCUGAGCAACGAGGACGAGUGCUGCGCGACCUUUGAGCAGUACUGCAUCGACCAGUUCUCCUCCAUCGAUACGCUCAUGUCGAGUCGCCUGAAAGCCAAGGCAGACCUUGCCUUCAAGGCCAGCAUCAAGGCACGCAGCGAGUACAUCAAGCGCAUCAAGACUUUCAACGGCCAAUACAGGCAGGUCAUGGAGGUGCCGGAGCGCUAUCGGCGCGCUGCGCUGCGUGUGGCGUACACGUCCCGCUUCUCCUCUUUUGUGGCCACGACGCCGCACGUAGACUCAUCGCAGCUGCACUGGCUGCUCUCCUCCACGUGCGCGCUGCACGAGAACCACACGGUGUCGCACGCAACGCUGUGGCGCAAGGGGCUGACAACGAAUGGGACGGCGGCCGACAGCGGUACGGCUGCCGGGACAGUCACCAGCCAAAUCAACGCCAGCGACGGUGCGGAACACACGCUUUACCACUUCAUGGAUCCGCAGAUGAACUAUGGGGCGCUGAAGGGUGUGCGAUGGGGCGGAAGGUGCGCUUCGCAGACGCCCAUAGCAAAGGCAGCAACGAGAGCGACGACGGCAUGUGGCACACCCGGCCACAUCGGCGUUAGCGACGCCAGCAGGGCUAGUAUAGCGGAGGAGACGGCUGAAGGUCCGAUGAGCGCUCACAGCGCGUCGACUCAGAUCAAGAUGGCGGACAAGGUAGUGGGAGCGGAAGCAACAACGGCAACAGAAGAGUAUCCGCCGAAGAACGACCUGGUUCAUGCCGUGCAAUGCGAGGAGCUCGUCCAGCACAUCGCGGUGCUGGUGCCGCCCCUCAGCACCCACUGUCGCCCGUACUUGGGCGAUGAGGCCUUCCCUGCGGCGUUGAAGGAACUGCCGAUCACGCUCACACCGUCCGCGAUAACGCUGCUGCGCUACUUGGUGGCACCGCACGAGACGGUGCGCUUUCUCAGUAAUGGCUUCCGCAUCAACGGUAUCCACACGACUCCUUGUCUCAUCCUGCUUACAAACGUGACCCUGAAGGUGAUUGGGUUUUCACGCGUGACGGAGGCCGGAGACAUCAUCCUGUGCGAGAACGAAUUCGACGACGACGACGCGCACAGCCGCGGCGCGGCUAGCGGGUCGAGCAUCCACAGCAACAGCACUCUGUGCUACCACCAGGACGUCGGCAGCGUUUCCGAUGACGGCAAGGGGUCCCUGGCCAAGUCGACGCGCCGGAACCCGUUCAGCGUAGCGUCGAUGACGCGGCAACUGCAGAAGCUGUUUUCCGACAAGUCGGCAAAACGCCGUCAGCAGCAAGACGGCACACGCGUUGCACAGGCGGUGCGGCAGGUGAUGGGCUGCAACUACCGGAACAUCUACUGGACCUACCGGGUCAGCUCUAUCCGCGCGGUGCGCUCGCUGCACUACAUGCACCUCGACACUGCUGUGCAACUGCAGCUCUACUAUGACAACGGCCCUAUGCUGUCGGUGGUGGACGCGACGCAGUCAAUGAACCCGUCUGCGAAGAAGGAGUUCAUCAAGGUGCUGAAAGACGUCGUGGGCACCCAGCAGUGCACCUUCAUGGACGAAAGCCAGCGAGCUGCGAGCAUGAGGACGCACCUGGUGCGGUGGGCGACGGGGUUGCUUUCGAACUACGAGUACCUUCGCUUCUUGAACGAGGCGGCGGGGCGGACGAACCGCGACCUGAACCAGUACCCUGUCUUUCCGUGGGUGCUGGCCAACUACACGAGCGCAACGCUCGACUUGGAGGCUGCCUCGACCUUUCGCGACUUUGCGUACCCGAUGGGGGCGCAAACGGAGACACGGCGCGCCACCGUCGCGCGGCUCUUCGAGGACACACGCGAGUUGUACGACGCGGACACUGGCAAGUCCUACCCGUUCCACCACGGCACCCACUACUCCACGAGCGGUGGCGUGCUCUACUUCCUCAUACGGGUGCAGCCCUUCACGACCUACGCGCGCCUUUUACAAGGUGGCGACUUCGACCUCGCUACGCGGCUGUUCGACUCCGUCGCCGCGUCGUUCACGUCGUGUGUGACAGGGCCGGCGGACUGCAAGGAGCUCAUCCCGGAAUUUUACGUGAACAGCGGAUUCCUGGCCAAUGCAGAUCACCUCAACUUUGGCACCAAGUCAGACGGCCACGCAGUCGGUGAUGUGCGGCUCCCUCCGUGGGCGAAGAACUCGCGCCAGGUCUUCACCGCCGUGAUGCGCUACGCGCUGGAGUGCCCCUACGUUGUCGCGCAUCUGCAUCAGUGGAUCGACCUCGUCUUCGGUGUGCGUCGGCGUGGCCCGCUCGCGCUGGAGCGGUACAACGUGUUUCAACGCAUGACGUAUGGCGAGGAGGUGGUGCAGGCGCUGAAAAACGCCGAGACGCCCCACGACUGCGAUGUCAUUGUUGCCGAGGUGGACAACUUCGGACAGACGCCGCUGCAGCUCUUUCAGGAGCGCCACCCCUCUCAUCACGAGCUGGCACCUAUUGUGAAGGCUUCGGCAGCGGACGGCAGUGUCAUGGGCGUUGGCGGCGGCGUGAUGGCAUCUUCAGACAGCCACGGCAACGGCGAUGGCGGCUCAGCGGCGGUGUGGACAGCCGUGAAUAGCAUCAGCGCGGUGGCGCUUGGCGGUCUGUACACCUCGGCCACUGCAGCGGCCGCAUGCGCCGCGGCGACCGCAGGGGCGGGAAUCCAGGUCGGGGUCACCUCCAGCAAUCUCCUCUCCUCCGGCUCCUUCGCCAGUGGGCAGACAUACACGCAGGCGUUCUACCGCGAGGCGCCGAAGGUGACUUGGAUGCUGAUUCAUGCAAUGGACGAGACCCAGACCUGGUUUGUGCUGCGAGACCCGCCAGGCAGUGUGCUGCAGCACCCACCGCCUUCAGCGCUGAAGGACAUGUUCGGCUUCAGCAGCGACGCCGUGCUACACUUCAGCGUGCUGCGCACCUCCAAGAAACUCGCGUGCGCGUAUGCCCGGCUUGUGCCCGUGGCGGACACGGACUACUACCUGUGCUGGCAUGAGCGUGAGGCGCAGCUCAUGCGCUACACCACCGGCGAGGCCGCCUUUCACUCCGCCAUCUCUUUUCAUCCGCGGGAUGUGAGCGGCUCCCGCAUCAGCGCUGUCGCCGUUGGCCCGCGUGAGUCUGUCUUGCUUGUUGCCACCAGCAGCGGUGCGGUGUACUGCCUCCUUCCCGACGACACCGGCGAUGGCCAGCUUCACGCGCGCGGGACGCUGUGCCACCACCGUUCAUCCGUUACAAAGAUCGCGCUAGACUCGAGGAGGCAUCGCGCCGUCACCAUCACCGACUCCACCGGCGAUGACGAGCCCAUUCUAUGGCGCGUGCAGCGAAGCGGGUGCUGCUUUGUGUGUCGCCUACAAGUCAAGCAGCUGCUACGGAUGCCAGCACGCACCUUGAUGUCGCCGACUAGGGAGACGACGGCCGACGCUGCCGAAGCGCGCACCGUCGUGGACGUCGCAAUCGACACCGUCUCGGGCAACGUGGCACUCGUAACGGCCCGCUCGCUGCUGCUCUUUGACAACAACGGUGAGCCGUUUGGCAUGGGCACGUUGCCGUCGCCAACGUCCCUUCACCCGGUGGGCACUGCCACGCUCGAGGACGAUAACGGCGACGUUGGCGUGGUGGUCAGCCGCCCUGUGCUCUGCGUGGCCGACAUCACGGCCGUCGCCUUCUAUCAAACAAGUGAGUGGGCUGCUGGCAUGGGGGUGCUCCUUACCGGGCACAGGGACGGCAGCCUCUCCGCAUGGCGCACGACGCGGCUGCCGCCGCACUCGGUUGUCCCUGGUAAGAUAGCCAUGGUUGAGUUCCACACCCGGCUUUUCAGCGGCACAGCGGCGCCGACGGCAGCGGCUGCUGGGGCUGGCGUUGCGGGGCCGCAGGAUACAGCGGUGGCGGUGGCGGCUGCCGGUGCUGGGGGGCGCGGCAGUAUAUUCAUGGGCGGCGCGGCACCCCUCAGCAGCAGCGGCACCAGUGCGGGUGCUCUCGGUGCACCAGUGAUCCUCGCUGCUGCUGGGGCAACGAGCCAUCCAGUGACGGCGCUGCAUCAAGAAAACGCGGGCGUGCCGACCUUCCUGGUCGGCUACGCCAACGGAACUGUGCGACAGCUUGUGUUUGAGGAUCCCGCUCUAUCCUAUGUGGGCGUCAGCGGCGGUGGCGAUGGCGCUGCUAGCGGAAGCAGCGGAAACGCCGGGGAUGACCGUAGUCAGCGUCGCUGA